AUGCCCAUUGACAUGAUUCAGUAUAUGGAAGAAUGUAAAGAGGUCAUGACCCAAGAUACUAUUGAUGCAACAGUACAGUCGGUUAAUGCCAGUCGUGAUGGUUCUAUAUCUUGGGUGGAUGCUGUGGUUGUGAAUCACUGCGUAAUCAAUGAGUCUAUUGGUAAUGAAGAUUCAAGUAUAACACCAUUCACCAAGAAUAAAAUUCGAGAAGCUCAGAAGGAAGAUCAAUCAAUCAGUAAUUCACUACAAAAAGAACAGCCUGAGACCUUCCCAAAUGCAACGUCAAGAUACCCUCAACAAAACCUCAAUAUGGAUUCAAUCAUUGAAAAGCUAAACAAGAUCAGAACUGAUACCACUGAACUCAAAGCGUCACAAGUCUUAGGAAAGAAUGAUGAGCUAAAGGAAAGAGUUGGUGGUCUGGAGCAAGAGGUACCUGACUUAAAUCAAUACCACAGCAGGGUUAACCUUGAAGUAAGUGGUAUUUCGGAAACACUCAAUGGAGAAGAGAAUACAGAUAGCACAGUUCUGAACAUAUUACAGAAAAUUGAACCAGAAAUAACAGCAAAUGAAAUAGAUAUAACUCAUCGCAUAGGUACAAGAAAAUCAGGAACCAUGGCGACCCGGAGUGAGGAGAGACAACAACCACGACCGAGGCAUAUCAUUGUAAGAUUUACCACCAGAAGACGACGUAACAGUAUAUAUGACAAAAGGCGCAAACUUAUAUCCACCAGAGAUUUGGGAUAUGAACAAAAUAACAAUAUAUACAUCAAUGAAAACUUAACUCCAGCUGGGCGAUCUCUAUUAGGCAAGACCAAUGCAGCAAAGAAACGGACAGGAUAUAAAUUUAUGUGGACUUACAAUGGGCGCAUUUAUGUGAAGAAGUCACCUGACCACAAUACAAUAAUUAUAAAUACAGAGCCGACAUCA
Saccoglossus kowalevskii is the source of this 927-nucleotide messenger RNA. RefSeq lists its product as uncharacterized. Lineage: Eukaryota; Metazoa; Hemichordata; Enteropneusta; Harrimaniidae. The record is from RefSeq and is a predicted model, not a curated record.